AUGUCUUCAGCAAAACGUACCACGACCGAUCAGGAUGUAUUAGUUGCCGGUAUAUCUGCGAUUAUGGGCGUUCCUCUACAAUUACGAUUAUCUACUCGAAGAUCAUCAGUAGACCAGGAGAAUGUUUCACUAUUAGAUUAUCACGAUAAAACAUAUUCGUAUGGUCAAGUGGGUGAUGGAUCCGCGAAUCAGGCAACAAAUACAAAAAAAGAUUUGAAUACUGCGGUGCGCCAGAUAGAAAUCUAUGCGAAAAUGUCGUCUGGAAAGGAAAUAACAGUUAAUGUAGAUCCAAAUGUAACUGUUGAGCAUGUAACAAACGCGUUACAGAACACGAAUGAGGUACUGUCUAAUGAAGGACGCGUCGUUUUUGCCGGCAAGACAUUGACGAAUGAAAAACGAUUACAUGAGUAUGGAAUACAAGAUAGAUGUACUCUUCAUGUAUUAACUCGCACGCGAGAUGGAGCUCAACUAGUCUUGGACCCUGCCAGCAUGGAUCCACAAUAUGAUCACGACUUUACAAGGAUAAAAGAUAACAAUAGAGUAUUCACAAGGGGAUCAAUGCCUUAUGUUCGACCUUGUGGAUGGAAACGCUUCGCGAUUAAAGUAUCUGACAAAUUUGAAAAUAUGGUUUGGUUGGGUGAUAGUGAUAAAAAUGGUGAAUGGCCUGUAUCAUAUCAUGGAACUGGCUUUCAUCAAGCUCGAACGAUUGCUAUAGACGGCUUUGAAUUAACCAAAGGCAAAACAUUUGCAUUUCAAUACGGUGUAUAUUCAACACCAGAUUUAGAAGUAGCCGAACGGUAUGCUGUCAAAUUCUCACAUGGCAAUAUUCAAUAUUUAAUUAUAUUACAAAACCGUGUGAAUCCUAAGACAUUAUUAAAAGUAUCAAAUAAUCAAACUAAUGUCGAUGAAUACUGGGUAAAUCCUAGUGACAAAGAUGUUCGUCCAUAUGGUAUUUGCAUAAAGAAACUUUGA
Molecule: messenger RNA, 972 nt
Organism: Adineta ricciae
Lineage: Eukaryota; Metazoa; Rotifera; Eurotatoria; Adinetida; Adinetidae
Source: the annotation of a GenBank genome assembly